CUAAGUCGACUAAAGCGCUAUGCCUAUGUGAAGAUGCCAUCGGGAGUAAAGUUAAAGCCGAUCGCCUGAAAGAUCGCGAGGUAUUUGUGUGUGAAUUUUCGAAAUUACAAUUCGAAACGCUGAAAGAGAGCGCUCGUUGAACCACGUUCCGCUCAGGUAAGCUUGUGAAUAUUAGAAUAUAUUAAUAAACAGAAUAUAAAUGUAAUCUCAAACGCUCUGUGAGAGUGUUUGGAAAUUGCGCGCCGGAGAUUUCGAAAAUUUAAUAGUAAAUGUAUAGAAAGCAUCAAAAUUGCGCUGCCGAUAUCUCCGCCGCACGAUACAAACUUUCCACACUGAUAAAUGAUAACAACACAAAGCUUCGGAUUGAGAGAUAGAGUACGUUACUGAAUUACUGAAAUAUACAAGCAAACCGUAACUGAAAAAUACAAGCAAAACCUCGAAAUUUGGCUUGUAUAUUUAGGUGGUUGAAUCUCUGUUAAUCCCGCGAAGCGUUCUUUCAGUGUAUAAAUGUGUCUGUUUGCGUUAUACAUCGUUCUGUCCAUUGAUUUUAUGCAUUGAUUGCAAUUGUGUUUAUAUAUGUUACACAUGUGCGGUAUAAUAUUAAAUUACAUAUUAAUUAAUGUAGGGAGGAAGGCAAGUCUUAGUAUAUAGUAAUUAAGAAUCUAGAUUUGGUAUGAUUUGGUAUGUCGUUUAAACAUUUUACUGUUAUUACGUGUUUUUGUAACUUUUUGUCUAAAAUAUGGCCUUAUUAAGGUCAAAUUUUAGAACAGAAUUCGAUGCUCAGAAUGCAGGAAAUGGCGUUUCCGGGGUUCAAUUUUAAAAAUUUUCCAGGGGGCAUGCCCCCGGACCCCCUAGACUAGGUGGUGCCUCCUAAUUUUAGAAUGAUGCUACAGUAAGAUUCGGAUACGCAGUUAACUAGUUAUUAUUAAUAAGAUCUGGUAUAUCAGGGGCGGAUCCAGCUCCUGAGGUGACUGAUGCAUACAUAAGGCCUCACAUUUGUAGCGGGGUUCCGGGGGUAUCCUCCCCCGGGAAAUUUUGAAUUCUAGGACCUCGGAAAUGCGAUUUCCUGCGUUCUGAGCGAACUCUUUUGUCCCAAUUCAUAUAUCAGAGUCACAAAAAUGUUGCUGUAUUUUUGGAAAAACACGUAAAAAACUUGAACCUAUAUCGCAAAAACAACAUAAUUUCUCCAUAUCAGAAAAAAAUAUUUGCUUGUACAAGUGUAAUAGCAGCUGUGGCAAUAUGUCUCUAAUAAAAAAUAGUCAGUACAGUGUUUCUUGUAGCCAUAACUUUUCUAUUGAAAAACAUUUCGGCAGAAAAUCACGACAACGCAAAUACACACAUACUGUGCAACAAAAGUGUAUACAGUGUGCUCCACUAGUUGCAUUGCUGGACUCAGAAGACAGUGUUAUUAUGUUGUUUAUGAACCACCUUCCCCUAUUAAUUUCCAAUAAUUUCCAAUGUUCCAUGAGCAAAAUCUUCUAGCAUUAGAAUUUAAAAUAAAAUAAAAUAAAAUAUGGUGCAUAAAGGUAUUUUGUGCUUUAGUGGGUAAAUAUAUGCAACUCUGUCGUAUGCUGCUAAUCUUACUCAUGCAUGGACAGUGUGGUUGGCAUCAGUUGGUCAAUUUCAUUCGCCCCUAGCUGCAUUUGAUACGAACUGCAUGGUGAAUAGCCCACACUCUGAAUACUGAGAAUAUUGCCUUGUGGCCAGGAAACCAGUAAACUAACACACAACAAACACUGGGUUUAAAAUUAUAUAAAUAUAUAACUAGAUACACACACAACCACACGUUUUAAAUCAAUAGAAAAUUGUGUGUAAAUUAAUUUAAUGAAGCUAUCUUAGUUGGAAAUUGUUUGUUAAAUAAACCAAUACUAAACUGUACAAUGAUAAACAUGACAUAAUUUAAUCAUAUGUCUUCUAUCUGUCCCCUUUUGCCUGCCCUUCAACUAAUAUUAAUAUAAUACUCCUUUAAGAUGUUGUCAAUAUAGAAUGGCUGCACAAUAGUAUUGCUGAAUAUUUAAUUUUUCCUAUGUUAUUAUAUAAAUGCACAUCUUGUCAAAUAUAUCCUUACACUUAUCAAUGGUAAUCGUAUACUCCUCAGGGUGGCAUGCUGGCUAUCCAAAACAUAAUACUGGGAUAAUUAGCACUACAAAUAUAUAAUUUAAUUAAAUAUGUUUUCCAAACUAUCCCACUUUUCUGAGCAAAUUUCAUAAUUAUAACCUGUAUUCACCAGUUACAGUAUAUACAGUAUUUAUACCGUCCAUCAUUUUAUCAUUCUCGGAUUAAAACCUGUCAGGAAAAUGUCAUAUGAUAUAUACAGCUUAUAUCAAAUUGUAUUUGCACAGACAAAGCACAUAAACACUCAACUAUGGUAGGCGAGCAUUGAGCAAGCCCAGGUAAUCAUCUUUGUUUGCAAAAUAUCCAGAUAGUGUACAGUAAUUGCCCAAUAACUCAGGCAAUGCAAAGCAAGACCCCUGUCCUGAGGCAUGCCAGGUCAUUUCCAUAUAAAAUGAAAAUGAAAUGAAAUAGGAGAUACCACUGGAAGUUGCAACUUGAAGCAUUUACCUUUCAUGUAAACUCCCCCUUAGUCUUCUAACCAAUGUUGCAUCACUAUUAGAAAUCUCAUUAACCUGUAAUUAUGCUCUGUAAUUACAUAUACACUGAUGCAAGUCUUGAUCCAUUCAGAGUUACUUUCCACCCACACUAUAGUUUUAUUUUUGGUAUCCAAUCAAAAUGUGCCAGAAGAAAUGUCAAUUUCAGACAGUGGCGGAAACUUUGCGAAAUUUUGGGGGCAUGCCCGCCCCAGAAAAUUUUUUUAAAUUUGGAUUCUUGGCAUUUUCAGCAUUCUGAGAGCACAUUUUGUGAGAAAUUCCAGGUUUCCAAAACAUUAAGUUAAUGGUGCAUUUUGGUAUAAAUCAUGUGCUAAGCAUAAAAAACCGACGUUCAGAGAAUAUUUUCUAGAUGAUUUCAAAAUUACAUUUGUGAAUGGAACUGCAAGGUGGUUUAAUUAAUAACCAAUGACAAUGUAAAAUUUAUUCGCUAAGUGCGUCACCUUGGAAACGUUAAAUCAAAUGCGCUGUAUCAAAAUUUGAGCAGUCUAUACGCAGUUCUGUUGUUGAUUAUUGAACAGUCCUAUUACCUUAUAUGGUGAUAAUAAGAUUGUUAUUGCACAAACGACACCAUAGCAAUGUCAAUCGACCUGCUUAGAAGCGUUAUCACGCAACUGUUGCAAUGUAACAGUUACUUCACUAAAACAAAGAAGUGAAAGAACACCUGAAAAUUUCUACCUAUAUAGAUACUGUAUAGUCCGUAGUAAAUUUGAUACAAUUAAUUGCUAUUGUUUUAUGAACACUCUGAAGAUACUCUAUAUUAUAUAUGCAUGUAUAUCAAAAAUUUAGAGCAUAUAUACUGACGUAACUGGACACGAUUAAGGUUACAUCAUAUGAUAGAUUCCUGUUUCAGAAAAAUUGCCACAGCAUACUCAAUUUUUUAGUUACGUUUCUCAAAUUUGGUACAUGCAAUGAUAACUAACUGUAGAAGCUACUCGGAUUUUUUACUUUUUUUCAGAAUUCAUAAUGCUCAUUAUGUGACUUGCGAGAUUAUAAAUUUAGAAUACUUUAGCUUGUUUUAGCUUGUUUUUAUUAAGACUUGCCAUUUCGUUGCUGUUGUUAUUGUAACAAAUAGUGCUUCCUUAUAUUGUGCUUUCGUUUUUCAAAAUGAAAUCUAGCUAAAAUAUAAUUCAAGUAAUUUUUUUUUUUUUUUUGGGGGGGGGCGAUUCCCUAGUUUCCGCCACUGAUUUCACAUAAUAACAACAAGCUAAAUAUAGUCACAAUCACUAAAUAUAUCAUUAUAUAAUUAUAGCAUUAACCAAUUAUCAAAACAAUACAUUAAAUAUGGCAUGAAUACUCAUGCAAGAAAUAGCCAAUCGGAGUUGCAACCAUAAAGGCAGUUGUAGGACACAAACAUUUAGUAACAUGUGUAUCAGGUCUUCAUUUUUCUUUGCCCGCCAGCUGUGAGAAAAAUGAAGGUUACACAGGAUACAAUCCCAUGUAAACCGAGAUGAAAUUUGCCUCAGUAAAGCAAGCUGUCAUGUUUUGUAUUGGGGCUGGUUUGCCUCCAGACAAGCAAACGCAAACCUCUGUAAAAUGUCAAACUCUACCCCCCCCCCCCCAACCACUUACAUCUUUCUGGUCUUUCUAGAAUAUAGAGCAACAACAGUAAUAUACACACACUGUAAUUAUUUUGUUAUUACAUACAAAUCUACAUUAAUUGUGGAGUGUGGACUCCAUUUUCCAAUUUAUACACUUCUUGAACUGAACAAUUUACUGCAAUGUAAAAAUAUAGAGAAAUUUAACCUACUUAAUUAGAGCCCUCGGUUCGAUCAGGCUUCACAUCGUGGGCAUAAGAUCCCUUCCAUUAAGGGAUCUUAUGGUUCGACUGUAAAUUAUUUGUUCUCCGUCAAUUUCGAGGGAUUUCUCUUCGCAAAGGAUCGGAUUAAUCCGGAAUUUAUUUGUCUCAUAUGCAUAUCCUUGCCGCCAUGACUUGAAUGGAAUGCCUCGUUACGUCACAGUAGAUUUGAGUUUGCAAUUUGCAUGCAUCAGUGCACUGAUGCGAGCGCCCGCAAUCUGCAUGCGAUGCAUCGCUCAGCGGCCAAAUCUAACGUGACAUAGGGCUCUAAAACAAUAGAUUUGAUGAUGUCACGUUAGAUUUCAUGCGAAAAAGGACUCGGGACGGAUGCAUUCACUGAUGCAAAAUGGAUGCCAAUGAUGCCAAUCGAAUCUGCGAUCAGAAUUCAGUAAUAAUUAUAUUUAUUUUGAAUUUUUCAAAAUAUCCGGGUUUUACUCGCACGCACGCUCCACGUUUAUAGCUCGAUCGAUGCACGUGCAAAUCAUGCCGACCUACAGAAUAGAUUUCCGGUUUUUCCUAAACAGCGCGCUGUUUUGAUGUGCGUUCCAUGGGCUGCGUUAAAGUAUAAAUAUUCUGUACAUACCGAAAUAAAUGAUGAAAAUCUCAAGACACAAGCUUGAAAAUAACACUGUACAUAGUGUUUUCCAUUCUGGUUCCAAUAAUAUUACCACCAAAAAAAAGUGUCCAAAGGGGCCGAAGUUAUGUUCGGCAAAAUAUAUGGCUAGUUCACAUUGUUUGUUAUAUUUUGAAAUAUGAUACCAUACUUGUAUUAAAAUUCGCGUCGUUUUUGAACGCACGCUUUAUCUUUACUAUAGCUACCACAAAGCUUUUCGCGCGGAUUAUAUUUCGCGCAGUACUAAAAUUUCCGCGCCCAGCAGCCAGCGCUACGCGAAUUCUCUUAAUUCUAGUACUGCGCGGAUUUUAAUACAUGUAUCUAAAGGUAUAUUGUUGACAUUUGACUAAAACUAUCGUAAGGAAUUAGGAAAGUUUGUCCUUGUUUAUAUUCCAAUAUAUUGUAUAAAUUCGCUGGGUACAAAUUUAUGAAAUUUUGGGGUGUUCGAGUCGUCAAACCUUUAACAUGUCCUUGUUUAAAUAUCCUUCUAUAUAUUGUAUAAAUUCGCUGGGUCCAAAUUUUGUGGUUUUCGAGUCAUUACACAAAGAAAAACACAUUAAUUCAACACGCAAAAAGUCCAGAGUACGACACAACGUAAAAUCCAUAGGAAACGGCACAAUUCUUUGAAAAUUCAACGAAACUGCGUAAAAUAUAGUUUGAUCACUCUGUAAAAAGCCGCCAUUGGAGUUCGGAAUUGUGCGCGUGCGUACAAGUGUAUGGGUAAUAAACGAAAAAUGUACCACAAGCAUGGCAUGAGUCGGCUAUUACGUCAAUAAAUACGAGCUUAUUACUAUACUAUUUAAAUCAUGGAACCGAGAGAUUCGAAGGCAUUUUGGCUUACACGUUGCAGCCUAAGCCUGCGAUGAGCUAACGCCUACUCAAUUUCUCGACUACAAAAAAAACCCCAGGAAAAAAAAAACAGAAAAAGAGGGAUUUAAGACACUUGGCCUACAGGCCAGUGUAAAAAGUUUUAAAUUAAACGUCUCAGCUUUUAAAUUAAACGCACUUCUCAUUUUUUUUACGCGUGAAAGUGACAUCACAGAUUACGAGCUCUUGGACUCCUCUACCUCUCUGCAAACACCUUUUCUCAAGACGUACUGAAAAUCUGAAAACAAUUUUUCUUACAAUGGGGGGAAAUUGUGAAAUUCCUUACCCCAGAUUUGUGGGAUUCGGAUUCGUUGCUGAUAUUUAAAAAUCAGUGGAAUUAGCGCCCACAAGUUCUUGUAAUAAAUUGUAAAUAUAGUUAUUAUAACCAUACUAAUAGGUUGAUUUUCGUAAAUAUUUAUAUAUUCACACAAUGGACACACCCCUCCUGGAAAUCAGAGAGAGUUGACGAGGCUAGCGUGUUGUUUUUAAAUAAAAUUUUACUUACCUACCUACCUACCUACCAGCCAACCAACCUGCCAAGAACAACGUCGCCUGAAAAUGGACCGUCAAAGAACAUAGAGAAAUUACUGCCAAUUAGCAAUUUAAAACAAGCUCUUGCUGGACGUAAUGAUCCGAGAAAAGAGACGGAAAUCGUUGCUGACGCAAGCUCGAUAGGAUUUGGAGGUUCACUAAUGCAAGAUAGAACAAAAAGUUAUCUGCUACGCAAGCCGCAAGUCGAAUCAACAUAUUCCCAAACUGACAGAGAAAUGUUAGCCGUAGUAUCUGGCGCCGCUGAACAUUUUCACUUUACGUUUACGGUACAAAAUUUCACAUCAUCACCGACCACAAGCCUUUUGAAGAGCAAUAAGCAUACGUCAACCCAAAUAGAUCGACGAAAAUUGAUAGUAAUGCCUAAUGAUUGUGAGCUGCAUUAUCGUCCUGGAAGAAAUGAAGAAAAUCCACUAGAUUUUACCAUUCGACAACCGAACGUGUCAGACUCGCAAAUACCCGAUCUAGAAGAAGAAGAUAUCAACUAUGCAUGGUUCAAUGCAGUACCAAAAGAAAGUGGUCAUAUGUUGACUAUGGAAGCUCAAAAUUACGCAAAGCUCAAGGAGGAACUAGCAGUUAAUCAUAAAAAAACAAUCCUGAUCGGAAAUUGUCUCGUAAUAGCCAGUAGGACAGCCAGCCCGACGAUUUAAUCUAGCUAUGCAAAUAUUUUCGUGUUCAUUGACCGUGAAAACAACCAAUUUCUAAUUUUAAAUUGUCAGACAGGCUACGCCACUGAUGAUGCCACCUAUGCUGAAAAACAAAACCGCACACACUGGGCACCAAGGCUUCGUGAAAACCAAGAUACUAUUAUGAGACAAAUUCUGGUUCCCUGGCCCAGUCAAACUCACUGA
Paramuricea clavata is the source of this 7284-nucleotide messenger RNA. The record is from the annotation of a GenBank genome assembly. NCBI's taxonomy places the organism in Eukaryota, Metazoa, Cnidaria, Anthozoa, Malacalcyonacea, Plexauridae.